AUGACUAGUGUGGAGGUGAAAAAAGUUCUAAGUACGCUACUGCGUGAUCCAGAUAACGCAAAGUGUGGUGAUUGCAAAGUUGCCACACAUCCGAGGUGGGCCUCAUGGUCGCUAGGUGUUUUCAUCUGUAUUAAGUGCGCCGGAUUUCAUAGGUCUAUGGGCACUCACAUUAGCAAGGUUAAAAGUGUUGAUCUUGAUACGUGGACUGAGGAGCAUCUAGCUGCCGUGUUGAAAUACGGUAACAAUAAGAAAUUCAAUGAGUAUUACGAAAACAAACUUGGUGGUGGAACUUAUGUACCGGAUCAAAGUAAGCUAGGACAAUUUAUCAGAACGAAGUACGAGUUAAAGAAGUGGGUUGGCGACGGGCCAAUAGCUACUACUAACAAGGACGCUACAAAAAAUCCUACGGCAACAAAGACGAAGCCUGCAGUGCAGAGUGCUUCUCCUACUACAUUUGCAUCGCAAAAAAGUGCUGCGAACAUAUCUACAGAUUUGAACAGAGACUUACAUUUGACUCCAGUCGGGACAGGAGGAUCUUCAGGACAAAAAUCUUCUACCCAAGAAUCAUCUUUUCAGAGAAACAAUGUCUACAAGCCUCAGGAUAGGCCAGAUUUGAAAAAGUCGAUUCUCUCUCUGUAUGCGAACCAAAAGUCUUCGCAAUCACCUUCCCACUCAUCCUUACAUCUACCAAAUAAAAAUAAUAAUAGCAGCAAUAGUUCAUUUAACAGUGGCGGUGUAAUUGGAGGUGUAUCAUCAAACCCAUGGUCAUUAUCUCAACCAGCUGGUGAAACGAGAACUGGCUCUAGCUUGUCAUUAGACGACGAUUUGUUCAAGAACGUUUGGUCGUAA
Molecule: messenger RNA, 849 nt
Organism: Kluyveromyces marxianus DMKU3-1042
Lineage: Eukaryota; Fungi; Ascomycota; Saccharomycetes; Saccharomycetales; Saccharomycetaceae
Gene: AGE2
Product: GTPase-activating protein AGE2
Exons: 1
Coding region: 1-849 (282 amino acids)
Biological process (GO): endoplasmic reticulum to Golgi vesicle-mediated transport; regulation of DNA-templated transcription; intra-Golgi vesicle-mediated transport
Cellular component (GO): Golgi apparatus
Molecular function (GO): sequence-specific DNA binding; GTPase activator activity
Source: RefSeq, a predicted model, not a curated record